AUGAGUACCACCCAAACGGAGCCCGUAGUAUUACUGAUCUCACCUCAGGAGGUCCAAGCCAAUGGGAUCGAAAAUUACAAGGUCUUGGAUGCUUCGUUUUCUAUCCCUAAUUCAGGCCGAUCUGCUCUUGACGAGUUCCGAAAAGGACCGAGACUUCCAGGCGCCAGAUUUUUCGACCACGAAAUUAUCGCCGAUACCUCCUACACUAUCGAUGGUACUACCAAAGUUGGAUAUAUGCAGCCCGAUCUUAGCACGUUUAAACGUGAGGUGGAGCGCUUGGGUAUCACUAGAAAUGACCCUCUACUCGUAUACGAUUCCGUUGGCAUCUUCUCGGGCCCUCGUGCAGCUUGGCUCUUAAAUGCUUAUGGUCACCCGAAGGUCUCCGUUCUUGAUGGCGGCUUGUCGCGAUGGAUUAAAGAGGACAGUCCGGUCGAAACCGGGUCGCCGAUCGAGCCCGAGAGAUCGGAGUACGAGCUUCCGGGAAUUCAUGAGGCUCUCGCACGCGGAAAAGUGAUAUCAUACGACGCCCUUGUUCAUAACUUCAACAACUCAGCUGAAGGAGAAAGGAUAUGUGUCUUUGAUUCACGUCCCCGAGGCAGGCAAGUGGAGAUGUUUCUCGGGACAGAUGCCGAACCAAAACCCGGACUACCAUCAGGCCACAUGCCACAUUCGCUCUCGCUUCCAUUCACAUCCUUGCUAACUCAACCGAGCGACUCGGAGCCCUACCAGAAAUUGCUGAGCCCCGACCGGCUCGAGAAAGUAUUCUUGGAGACCCUGGAUAAUGAUCUUCAGAAAUGGGAACAGAUCAAACACGGCCAGAAAGAUAUCGUGGUCACCUGCGCAGUUGGCGUGACCGCCUGUAUUAUCUGGCUUGCUAUUCGCCUCUAUGCUCCUAGCGCAAAUCACCCCAGACUUUAUGACGAAAGUUGGACAGGCUACGCACUCAGAAAAGACGCACAAAUCCUCAGGAAUUCUUCAUCGUCCUGA
Messenger RNA from Puccinia triticina, 987 nucleotides. RefSeq lists its product as uncharacterized. Gene Ontology annotation, molecular function: thiosulfate-cyanide sulfurtransferase activity. The record is from RefSeq and is a predicted model, not a curated record. Gene Ontology annotation, biological process: transsulfuration. The transcript has 3 exons. NCBI's taxonomy places the organism in Eukaryota, Fungi, Basidiomycota, Pucciniomycetes, Pucciniales, Pucciniaceae. Bases 1 to 987 code for a protein of 328 amino acids. Gene Ontology annotation, cellular component: mitochondrion.